Apaloderma vittatum (bar-tailed trogon) is the source of this 1901-nucleotide messenger RNA. It is a transcript of the gene KCNH7, whose product is annotated as potassium voltage-gated channel, subfamily H (eag-related), member 7. The transcript is spliced from 9 exons. Gene Ontology annotation, cellular component: membrane. Gene Ontology annotation, molecular function: inward rectifier potassium channel activity. The annotation marks the transcript as partial. The record is from RefSeq and is a predicted model, not a curated record. NCBI's taxonomy places the organism in Eukaryota, Metazoa, Chordata, Aves, Trogoniformes, Trogonidae. Gene Ontology annotation, biological process: potassium ion transmembrane transport; membrane repolarization during action potential.
GAUCUACCUUCAUUUGCAACACCCACAUAAUUCCAGUGAAAAAUCAAGAGGGAGUAGCGAUGAUGUUUAUUAUUAACUUUGAGUAUGUAACAGAUGAAGAGAAUGUGGCAUCUCCCGAGAAGUGCAAGCCAAUAUUGCAAUCCAAACUUGUAAAUCAUGGUAACAACCUUUCAAGUGGCUCUUCUUCAGGCAGACUUUUUGGGUUCCGGUUACCUGGAUUGAGACUUUUAACCUACAGAAAGGAGUCUUUACCACAGGAAGACCCUGACGCAGUGAUAGUUGAUUCAUCUAAGCACAGUGAUGACUCAGUGGCGAUGAAGCACUUUAAAUCACCUACAAAAGAAAGUUGCAGUCCUUCAGAAGUGGAUGAUACAAAAGCACUAAUUCAACCCAGUAAAUGUUCACCUCUGGUUAAUAUAUCAGGACCUCUUGACCAUUCGUCACCUAAACAACAAUGGGACAGACUUUACCCUGACAUGAUACAGACAAGCAAUCCACUAACCCAUUCCAGAUCAAAGGAAAGCAUUUGUAGUAUUCGGAGAGCAUCUUCGGUGCAUGACAUAGAAGGCUUUAACGUCCAGCCCAAGAACAUUUUUAGGGACCGUCACGCAAGCGAAGACAAUGGUCGCAAUGUCAAAGUUUCACGUUCCUGGAUGGCAGGGGGGCCUUUUAAUCAUAUCAAGUCAAGCCUGUUGGGAUCCACAUCGGAUUCAAAUCUCAACAAAUACAGUACAAUCAACAAAAUUCCUCAACUCACACUGAACUUUUCAGAUAUCAAAAGUGAAAAAAAAUCUUCAUCUCCUCCUUCAGAGAAAGCAAUUAUUGCACCUAAGGUGAAAGACCGAACGCACAAUGUAACAGAGAAGGUUACCCAGGUUCUAUCCUUAGGGGCUGAUGUUCUACCAGAGUAUAAACUCCAGACACCUCGCAUCAACAAGUUUACUAUAUUGCACUAUAGUCCUUUCAAAGCCGUCUGGGACUGGCUCAUUUUGUUGCUGGUAAUAUACACGGCCAUAUUCACCCCUUACUCUGCUGCCUUCCUUCUGAAUGACAGUGAGGAACGGAAGAGGAGAGAGUGUGGAUAUUCUUGCAGCCCACUGAAUGUUGUAGACUUAAUUGUGGAUAUUAUGUUUAUCAUUGACAUUCUAAUAAACUUCAGAACAACAUAUGUAAACCAGAAUGAAGAAGUGGUAAGUGACCCAGCAAAAAUAGCAAUUCACUACUUCAAAGGCUGGUUCCUAAUUGACAUGGUUGCUGCAAUACCUUUUGACCUGCUGAUUUUUGGCUCUGGCUCUGAAGAGACAACAACAUUAAUAGGUCUUCUGAAGACAGCUAGACUACUGCGUUUGGUGAGAGUAGCGCGGAAAUUGGACAGAUACUCAGAAUAUGGUGCUGCAGUUCUGAUGCUCCUUAUGUGCAUAUUUGCACUAAUUGCGCACUGGCUUGCUUGCAUUUGGUAUGCCAUUGGAAAUGUAGAAAGACCUUACUUGGCUCACAAAAUUGGCUGGUUGGAUUCUUUAGGAGAACAACUAGGAAAACAUUACAACAAGAGUGAUGCAAGCUCUGGACCAUCUAUCAAGGACAAAUAUGUUACGGCACUUUAUUUUACCUUCAGCAGUCUGACAAGUGUAGGAUUUGGAAAUGUGUCUCCAAACACCAACUCAGAGAAAAUCUUUUCCAUCUGUGUCAUGUUGAUUGGCUCCUUAAUGUACGCUAGCAUUUUUGGGAACGUAUCUGCAAUAAUCCAAAGACUCUACUCGGGAACUGCACGAUAUCACAUGCAGAUGCUGCGAGUAAAGGAGUUUAUACGCUUUCAUCAAAUCCCCAACCCUCUGCGGCAGCGACUUGAGGAAUACUUCCAGCACGCGUGGACGUACACCAACGGCAUUGACAUGAACAUG